AUGGACUACAGCAUGCUCCAUGACACCAUUCUGGCCCUCGAGGAUUCAACCUGGCGAGCACUAACGAAUUCGGGAGCCGCACUAUUGCCAUUCCUCAGUCGCGAUUGUAUAAUGCUGUUUCCGUUGGGAAUGAAAGUGUCGGCCAAGACGGCGCCAAAUCUUGAAGAUGUGAUGAGGAGCGAUGCGUUUGUGCCAUGGAAGCAGUACAAUAUGACCGACGUGGAGGUUACACCGUUGGGACCCGAAGCAGCUCAGAUCACUUAUCGAGUCAACGCGACGAGGCGGCAUAUUACAGCAGAUGACGAUACCCGACAGGACGAAUUCAAAGCUUUGAUCUCGAGCACGUGGAGGAAAGAUCCAGAGGCAGGAAAAUUCCUUUUGUGCGUUCAUCAACAAACACCAUAUGAAGAGGAUUUGGACUUUUAA
Cladophialophora immunda is the source of this 426-nucleotide messenger RNA. RefSeq lists its product as uncharacterized. Bases 1 to 426 code for a protein of 141 amino acids. The record is from RefSeq and is a predicted model, not a curated record. The transcript has a single exon. Lineage: Eukaryota; Fungi; Ascomycota; Eurotiomycetes; Chaetothyriales; Herpotrichiellaceae.